AGCUGCUCGGCAGUACCACGUCGGCCCGCUGCCCCAAGUCGAUGUCGGUCAUCUCCCCCAAAAAACCCCCCAGGGUUCCUCCCACACCUUAUUCGUCGCCACCCAUGGGCCUACCUACUUAACCCGCGCCCUAUCGAUAUGCUUUGGGAAAACCUUCCAGUUGUGACCACCACCCUGAGUACGGAAAUUUACCGACACUUACCCGACAGCGGUUACUUGUCUCUACGCUUCGAUAAGUCUCUGUUUCCCCAGAUCGUCAUACGGACGCCACCACGUCUUCCAUCAGAAUUUCCCUUCAUCGAGCUUCAGUCCCUUGAGGACACGAUCGCCUUCCGCGAGCGCUCUCAGCGCGUCCUCGAGAAUGUGUUAGCGGGUACCUACAUGGAAACUGACGUCAGCGGUUUGCCACGAACUUCGUGCGCUAAGCAUCCCUAUAUAACCGCACUUCCGUAUCGGAAAGGUUAUCGCCUAGUACUAUAUCGAGUAGUGUCCACGGGAUGGGGUACCGGCACCAUACUCGAGGCGAAAUAUUUCUUCACGGUAGGUCCCGAAAGGCGCGACCUACAUUGCAUCCUGCUAGACACGUUUGCGGUAGAAGUAGUAAGACAUCGUCGCUGCUUCAAUAAGUCACUGGUUUCAGAUAAAAAUUUCGUUUGA
Haemonchus placei is the source of this 657-nucleotide messenger RNA. The record is from the annotation of a GenBank genome assembly. Lineage: Eukaryota; Metazoa; Nematoda; Chromadorea; Rhabditida; Trichostrongylidae.